Molecule: messenger RNA, 1470 nt
Organism: Prorocentrum cordatum
Lineage: Eukaryota; Dinophyceae; Prorocentrales; Prorocentraceae
Source: the annotation of a GenBank genome assembly
AUGUCCCGUGCUGCUCUCGCCGUGGCGCUGGUAGGACUCACGGGCCGCGGCGCCGUGGCCCUCCAGGCGGACCAGCCCGACCAGCCGGAUGCGGCGGACUGGGUGAGCUCCGAGGAGUUCCGCACCUGGGGAGACACGCUGAAUUUCGACGAGCUCGAGUACACUGCCAAGACGGAUGCAGUCAAGACGGAGAAGGAGCUGAAAUCGCGGUUGAAGGCCUCCGAACUGUUCGAUCAUAAUGCUGUCGAGGCCAACACGCAUAGGGCGGAGAUGGAGACCAACGCUGGCAGUGAGCUCGAGGGGUUCGCAGAGCCCCUCAACGAGACUGAGGUUAGCGAGAUGGUCGACGCGUGGGAGUCCGUCCCAGGCAGCGAUGUGACUUUCAGCUACGGUACCCAUUGCGGUCCGAGCGGGUGUCGCAGCAGCGGGCACAAGAGGGGCCAGCCCUCCUUCCAGGAGAUGCACCGUAACGUGCUCGCCUCUAUUCGUGCGAUGCGGUUCUGCUUCAGCGACGUCAUGAUCGUCCUGGACGCCCCGCAUACGGGCCACGACAAGAUGGGCCCGGAGACGCCCGGCAACGUCACGAGCCACGCUGUUACACCCCACAGUGUUACGGGUGGCGAGAUGGUGCUUCUGGGCGGUCGUCGCAUCACGAAGUUCGGCGUGGACCUCGCGCUGAAGUCCGCGGCGGUGGCUACCGCCAGGGCCGCCGCCGAGCUGCUCCGGGACCACUGCCCGACCGCCGCGCCGCAGUGGAGGGUGAAGGUCAUUGACUACAGCUCCCCCGAGAUGCUGAAGGAGGCCCUCGAGCACUACGCCAUCCCUGAGGCCGAGAGGAACACCAGCUUCUACGAGAGGAUGUACGUCAACACCAUGGCCCUGGACCAGAACUUCCAGUGCAAGGGUCAGUACGUGUACCACAUGGACGCCCAGUGGCGCAUCUACAGGAGCAACCACUCCCACAGCGCCCCCAACUUCAUCUCCAAGGCGCUGUCCCUGAUGAAAUCGGAUGAGAGGGUCUACAUGGCCUCGGUCAUCAACACGUUCAACCUGGACCCCCAGAAGAACCCGUACAACAGGUUCGCCGUGAUUCCCGGGGCGGUGCACGGCAGCACCCCAGUGGAUCGUGUGAAAGGCAUGUUGCAGGGCUGGAGCCCGGAGCAGUGGCUCUCGCAGAAGCGCCCCCUUCGCGGCGAGGCCUUCCACGGGAAUUGGGAGAACAAGACCGACGAGAUGAACAAGCGGAUCCAGCUCUACCAGAUGAAUUGGGAUACGUGGGGUGGCAUCGUUACGCGCCACCAGUUCCUGAUGGACGUCAGUCGCAUGAAGGGCUUGUUCCCGAUGGAAGAGUGGGACACCGCCGCAGAGCACAUGUGGUCCGCCAACAUGAACAAGAAGUUCAAGGACAAGGCGUUUCAGAUCUACUUCAACGAGACCGUCGGGGUAUUCGCCGGCCCCUCCGACGCCUGA